UUCUAGGGUUUCUCCCUGUAUUGUGGAAAGGAUCUCUAAUUUGUGCGGUGGAAGCGAUCAUGACGAUCUCGAUGGUGGGGAUGGUGUCGCCGGCGAGCGGGUUGGCGGGGAGGUGGCGGAGGAAGAGGGCGGAGAGGGGUGGAGGUGUGAGGUGCUCCGCCGCCGCCACGGGGGGUCUAACGGAGCAGUAUAGGACGCUCAGGAUAAGGCCCGGGGCGACGGAGAGCGAGGUGAAGAGGGCCUUUCGGCAACUCGCGCUUCAGUAUCACCCAGACGUUUGCAAAGGGAGUAAUUGUGGUGUUCAAUUCCAUCAGAUUNGAUGA
Molecule: messenger RNA, 323 nt
Organism: Ananas comosus (pineapple)
Lineage: Eukaryota; Viridiplantae; Streptophyta; Magnoliopsida; Poales; Bromeliaceae
Product: chaperone protein dnaJ 8, chloroplastic-like
Exons: 2
Coding region: 60-323 (87 amino acids)
Source: RefSeq, a predicted model, not a curated record